Molecule: messenger RNA, 2939 nt
Organism: Colletotrichum acutatum
Lineage: Eukaryota; Fungi; Ascomycota; Sordariomycetes; Glomerellales; Glomerellaceae
Exons: 2
Coding region: 348-2615 (755 amino acids)
Source: RefSeq, a predicted model, not a curated record
AGAGAGAGAGAGAGAGAGAGAGAGAGAGAGAGAGAGAGAGAGAGAGAGAGAGAGAGAGAGAGAAAGCAUUCGCCAAUCAUCCAACGGCCCCGGUACCUCACAACGCGGAAACGCCGCGGGCAUGAACAUCGCUGCAGCAGUGACGGCAUAAUACAAGGCAACUGAGCGAGCAGCAGUGUGUAUUCGCUUCGGACUGAGCGACAGCAACAGGCAAACCAACCAGCCAACCAUAUAACAUCAACUCUGGGACUUUGCAACUCGGAUUUGACCGAGAGGCCUUCCACAGAUCAUCACCCUUCACUUGUCUUCCCUCUUCACCACAUCAUCAUAACACAUCUACCUACAAAAUGGCUUCGAUAGACCAGUCAUAUACCAUGCUCCCCAGGCACUUGAGCCCCCAGCACCACGACGACUACAUUCUUUACCCCGAGCCACCACAGGGAGUCUUCAGCACAGCACCCAUGGAGAUGAGCAUCCCUGCCGACGCCUCUUACAUGUUCCCAACCUCCAUGGCAAUGGAUCACCAGCCCGCCCUCUACGACAACAACUUUAUGUACCAAGGACGCACAUCACCUGGCCUCUACGAGGACGCCGAGUUCCAAUUGCCUUCUUCCAACCUUUCCACCGCAUCAGCACCAUCGGCGGCCUCCUCCAACGUAGGCUCGCCCCAAUCCCACAACGACCAGCCGGCGCCAAUCCUCGACUGGGCGCACCCCGGCAUCGCUGUGACCCCGGGCAUCGUGCCCCACGACUACUACAACACCGCCGGCACAGAGUACUCGACCUACGCCGGCCCAGGUAUGGAAGACUUUGCAACUUUCGAAUUUGCAAACACCAAGCCCCCGGGUUUCGUGGGUGAGUUGCCAAACGCUUCUAGAACCACUCUUGCGCCCUCAUCUCGCGCGCUUUCUUCUUUUCCUUCUGCUUCACACGAGUCAAUUGGCUCUCCGUCUUCCAGUACAGCUAUAGCUUCAGCUGUGCGUGUGCGUGUGCGCGACUCGGGCCCAGUGCUGGAUACUCACUCGUCCUCCUCCUCCCCUGUCACGCCCGCAUCGCGCAAGUCAAGCUUGUCCUUUGUCUCUCCUAGCUCUACUUCCUUCUCUUCUCCUCCGGCGCCCGUCUGGGGCCACUCGCCAAAGACUCCUCGAGUCUCUACUUUCUUUUCUCAGAGCAGCGGCCAUUUCAUCGCUCCUCUUGGUUCUUCUUGUUGGUUUUCCUCUGUCAAGCAGCAGCAUAAUCCUUAUCGCGGAACGCCCGCUGACCACCUCUCCGCUCCAGACCCUUCUUUGAUCCACCCCGACAUCAGCCGACCCAUGAUGGCCAACUUCCAGAACCCCAACCAGUAUCCCACCUCGCCUGCUCUCUCGCCCUCAUCACAGUCAAUGUCAAUGGUUCGCAACGGCAGUCAAUCGCCCUUCCUCCACAGCGGCUUUCAACAGCAGCAGCAAUUCAGCCCUUACGCUACUCCCGGCGACGCCCGCCGCCCCAGCCUUCACUCAUUCCCCUCAACCUACUCUGACGGCAACAACUACAGCGGCGAUGAGGGCAAGGAGAAGCAAAGAUGCCCCCAUCCCGAGUGCGGCAAGGUCUUCAAGGACCUCAAGGCGCACAUGCUCACCCACCAGACUGAGCGGCCCGAAAAGUGCCCCAUUGUGACUUGCGACUACCACGUCAAGGGAUUCGCUCGCAAGUACGACAAGAACCGCCACACCCUGACACACUACAAGGGAACCAUGGUGUGCGGCUUCUGCCCCGGCUCCGGUUCGGCGGCUGAGAAGUCGUUCAACCGCGCCGAUGUCUUCAAGCGUCACUUGACAGCUGUUCAUGGCGUCGAGCAGACACCACCCAACAGUCGCAAGAAGAGCAGCAGCGCCAACAGCGGCAAGAAGCUCGCGGGAUACCCUCCCGAUGCCACUGGCAAGUGUUCCACUUGCUCGCAGACCUUCUCCAACGCUCAGGACUUUUACGAGCACUUGGACGACUGUGUGCUGCGCAUUGUGCAGCAGGAGGACCCUUCCGAAGCCAUCAACGCGCAGCGCCUGGCCGAGGUUGAGAACGACAAGGAAGUGCACCAGACGCUGGAGAAGAACCAUCUGCCCACGCAGACGCAAAUGCCCUCGAACGAGGAGGUCGACGACGAGGAGAUGAUGGAGGACGAUGAUGAGGAAGACAGCAAGCAGCGCAUCAGCGCGUCGCCCAAGAGGAAGGGCAAUCCGGUCAACGGCGUUCAAAAGUCGCGCGGCCUCACACACUCCCGUGGAGGUGGCCCGAUGCCUGUCAAGGCCAAGGGCCGCAAGAACAGACGCGAUUACCCUUCUUCUUGGGGCUUCGACAAGGGCCAGAUGACGAUGAAGAAGCGGGUGAUGGCAGUGUUUGACGGUCCCCGGCGGCUGGCCAAGGACGACAUGAUGCUGUCGACGGAUCACGAGGUGCGCAUCAAGCUCGCGGACGGUAACAACUACGUGACGGACUUGGACGUGCAGACGCUGAAGCGUGCCGAGGGGUUCCUUGGUGCGACGGAUGAGGAGAAGGGGCCCUGGAUCUCUGACGAUCCGACGGAGGAGCAGCUGCGGGAGAUGCAGGCGAUGCUUGAGAGCUGCCAGACGGCUCAGUAAUGGAAGGUGGCGGGGGACGAAGUCAUUGGGAUGCUACAUUGGUCUCUUUUUUCUUUUUUUUCUUUUUUUUUUUUUCGGCGGGAGCGAUUUGAAGAGCGGCACAAAAAAAAAUCUCUACACUACAUUUUGGUGUUGCAUGGUUUGGCGCAGACUUGUACGGGACUAUAACGAAUGGCUUACGAGGACGGGAGGGACAUGAGGUUCAUGAUUGGACGGAACAAGUUCCAUGUUGUUUUGCACCUUGAAGAAAAAAGGAGCAUUUUGAUUGAUACCCUAUACUAUAUUAUAGCCCAAGGCUUGAUGGUAUAAAACAAGAGAUACUUG